Molecule: messenger RNA, 933 nt
Organism: Glarea lozoyensis ATCC 20868
Lineage: Eukaryota; Fungi; Ascomycota; Leotiomycetes; Helotiales; Helotiaceae
Exons: 1
Coding region: 1-933 (310 amino acids)
Source: RefSeq, a predicted model, not a curated record
AUGUCCUUCAUCCGCAAACGGACUUUGUUCACGGGUGCCCUCUCUCUUGGUGUCACAGGUAGCAUCGCGAUAAUCUUUGGCAAGCGUUAUCUUGACCAGUCCUGUCCACGAGUUCCUAUCACCAAACUUCCGAAAUCAAGCGCCUGCCGGAAUCUCAUAGAUGGCACAACCGUCACGGCUGCAUACACUCCUCAUGGGCUUCAAAAUGGAGGUUUACUUUCGUCAUGGUCAGGUCGUAAACAACAUGACCGCUGGAUCCAUUCCUUCUCCGCUCUCCAAAUCGAACUUCCAACCUCGCUGCUUGCAGGAUACAGAGGCGACGCCAGCAAAGAUGAUGCAGAGACCUUGAUGCGAAAUUUUCUCCAUGCGUUUUUGAUCGCAAGAUCCAACGGACCAGAUGGAUGGUUAUUGGACAAGGAGGUACCUCCGUUAUCUUUCGAGCCCGGGAGCCACCUGUAUGGGAACCACGACUCGUUUAUUGCUUUCUUACUGGGAACAUGGAACUCUACUCGAGGGAAUACGAGAGGGUUGCAACCCACAUGUCUGCCUGCAGCUGCUUUCGAACCUUCCGCGAGAUUCCCAUCAAAUGCUGCGCUUGUUCAAGAAAGUCCUACGGAUUCAGCUGGUGCUGUCAUGUACUGGCACAAUCCUGUGAGCUUGGUAAAAAGAGUGGACAAAGCAGCGGACUAUGGAUUGCCGUGGCGGUUUAUGCUGGGAGGAUUUCAGGAGUGGAUUGUUGAGAAGGUGUCGGAUGACAAGGUGAGAGUGACUUAUGUAAUGCUCGAAUGCUCUGAGACGAGACCGGAGUUUAAACAUAUGCCAGCCCCAGGUUACGAAGCUCAUGUAUUAUAUGGACAAUAUCUGCUUGAUGGAGCAGUUCGAGAGAUGAACAGAGUAUCAUUGAAGCAAAAAAGAAAUGAAGCAAGCCCUUAG